This is a messenger RNA of Carica papaya (papaya), 1163 nucleotides long. RefSeq lists its product as uncharacterized. Lineage: Eukaryota; Viridiplantae; Streptophyta; Magnoliopsida; Brassicales; Caricaceae. The record is from RefSeq and is a predicted model, not a curated record.
UUAGCAAACCCCAAUCCAGAUCGAAUAUUUUAUUUCACAUUUCUCCCUCUCCCAACAACUCGUUCAGUCGUUGACGUUUACCGCUCUCUCUUCUAUAAAAACCCUACCUGAGCUUUUUCCUAGUUCAUAAAUCUCAGUGACCAAAUAUUUUCCAGGCGAUGGAACAUUCUUCAACUCUUUUGCUUCCAACUUCCAGUAGAACAGAUGAAUUUGCAGAGACAUGCGGUAAGUUCAUCGAGGAUUUCUCUGAUAAAUUGACCGUCACGGACCAAAAACAUGAAGAAGAAGAAGAAGAAGAAGAAGAAGAAGAGGAAGAAGGGAGAGAAGAACCUUUUGAUGUUAAUGAAGGAGAAGGAAAUUAUCAUCAUGAUCACGAUAACGAUCACGAUGAUGAUGAUGAGGAGGAGGAGGAGGAGGAGGAAGAGGAGUUCUCGUUUGUUUGCAUGAAUCCUGAUGGAUCACCGGCAACCGCAGACGAUGUGUUCCAAAACGGCCAGAUCCGUACCGUUUUCCCGCUCUUCAACACAGAUCUCAUCUUGGGCGAAGGCCACCAAGACGGCGUCGUUUCGGCUGCUGAUAAGGCCAUGUCCCUGCGGCCUCCGUUGAAGAAAUUGUUUGUGGAGGGAGGAAAAGAUGCUACGUUUGCCUCUUCGGAAUCAGAAUCGCCGAUGGGGCCUUAUUGCGAGUGGUCGGCGAGAACUGUACAGGAAGCAUCGCCAGGGACCUGCAAAAAGAGCAAUUCGACGGGGUUCUCUAAGCUGUGGAGAUUUCGAGAACUGGUUCAAAGGAGCAACAGUGACGGCAAAGACGCGUUUGUUUUCUUGAACCAUAACCAUAGCCCUAAGCAUAACCAUAACCGUAACAAUAAACAUAGCAAUAAUCACGAGAAAAACCUGUCGUCGUCGCCAAAGAAUGCUAAAAGAAGCAACGAGAAGCCCAUAAAUGGGAAGGGCGGCGAGAGUGGGAAGGGAGCGGGAGGGAAGAUCGUGAGGACGAGAAAAGGGAAGGUAGAAACCGUGUCGUCGGCGCACGAAAUGCAUUACGUGAGAAACAGGGCGCUCAAGGAAGUGGAUAAACACAAGUCUUAUCUUCCGUACAGGCAAGAUCUGGUUGGAUUUUUCGCUAAUGUCAAAGGAUUACGCCCAUUUUUCCGUCCUUUUUGA